AUGAUCCUGGUGGCGAUCGUGGCGGAGGUGCUGGAGGAGUACACGGCGUUGUUAUCUAGGGUGGUGGAGCAGGUGUUCCGUACAGCACCUGUCCCUCGACGGGUUCGUUUUCUGAUCCUCCAUAAUCUUCCAUUUGUUUCUUCUCAAAACAGGAGGAUUCAAAUUCAAUCACAUUAG
Messenger RNA from Lathyrus sativus (Indian pea), 177 nucleotides. The record is from the annotation of a GenBank genome assembly. Lineage: Eukaryota; Viridiplantae; Streptophyta; Magnoliopsida; Fabales; Fabaceae.